AUGAGUGAUGCAGAAGAUGCUAAUGAAAUGCUUUUUUAUAUAUAAGACAUUUUCAAUAUUGGUGAUUACAAGCUGAACAGAAUUCUAAUUAACACCUUACUUCAAUAUGCUUUCCUUCCUAAUGUAGUCAAGUCACUUUGCGAUCUUCAAAAUGCUCCUACACUGAGUUUGAAUACCAGUCUAUAUGUGCUGAUUUAAACCUUUAGAAUCAUUAAGGAGAAAGCAUUCAUCAAUCUUCUCUUUAGUGCUCUAUUCUUACCUAACUUGCCUCAAGAAAUCCUCGAUAGAGUGGUAAAUGUCCCUGAUGCUCCAUAAACCUAUUCCUAAAAGUUUUAGUAUAAAAACUACUCUCAAUACUCUCUAAAAGAUCAUAUUCUUGAGUUCUAUAAUACUAAGAAUAUCGAUUUAUUCCUAUUGCAUUGUUCUUAGCAGCAGCUUCUUAAAAAUAUCAAGAUUAAGUAUGAAAAGUAGAUAUCUUAGCUAUAGUAAGAGAGACUUGAGGAUGAAGAAUACCAAGCUAAAUUAUUAGUAGAAGAGCAAACUGCAUAAGAAGAUGACGAAUUUUUCGAUUGUAAAAGUGAUGAGGAGGAAAUCAAAAUCUAUGAGAUACAAGAAAAAAUGACUCUACAAAAAGAUGAAAUACAGCUAGUAAAACUUCAACAGAUUAAAGCAGAUCUGUAGAAUGAACUAUUUAGCCUAAUAUAGGUCGAGGACCAAUAAAAUAUAAGGCAAUAGCAUCUCUAACUUAGCUUAGGUUUGGGUUUACCAAAGAGUGAUCAGUUGAAGGAAGAGCCUGUAAAUAAUUGCAAAAAUACUUUAUUGUCAUUUCUAAGAAGCAAAGAUGAUAAUUUGCUACUUUUAGUAGGAGGAUUGAUAGUGUCUGCUAUUAAUAACAAUGUGAUAAAUCCAAGAUUUAUAAAAUUAGUUUCAGAAAUUUGCCCGAGAAGAUUUAUUAAGUAACAAAUAGAAGGAGAUUCAGAAGAUUAGACUUUCUCUUACCCAAGAUAUCAUUAAUUGAUUAAUAGAUUAAUUGAAGUAAUCGAGAUGGAUCCUCCUUUUAGAACAUUCACUACUAGAAUUUAUAUAAAGCUCCUCUUAGAUCUUUGUCCUCCUUAAUCAGGACUAUUUGAGAGCAGAUACUUGAAGAGAUUAUUAUCGACCUAUAAAAAUAGUAUACAGCACCUAAAGAAGAUGGUAUACCUGCUGAACCCAGAAAACUACCUAGAUCCAUUCUAUUACUUCAUGGAAAUAUUUUAAACUGCAGUUAAAAACUUUAAAGAAGUCAAUUCAGUACAUGAAUUUUACAAGCUGCUUUCUCAUCCAUUGCUUAUGUGCCCUUAUUUAACAGAAGAGCUACAGAAGAAGAUGCCAGUGUAAUUAUAUCAACCUAUGUCAAGAGAAGAAGAAUCAGCAAAUUAAGCAUUUUUCACUUAAGAAUUAGUAAUGAAAAGAUGGCUGGUGCAUGAGUAUGCAAAGGGGCUUGGUCUUGAUGGAAACUUGAUUCUAAAAGAAAGCAAAAAAUAUGAAAUGAUAACAAGCAGAGAGUUUGGACAAGCAACUCAUUGGGAGGAGGGUAAAGACAUUGAUGUAUUUCCUUCAGAUACAAAAUAUUUUACUUGCUUCCAGAAAUAUUCCAAAUUCAGUUCAGACUAAAUUUUAUUCUUAGCAGAUGAAAAUUACCUACUCUUUCUCAAACCAUCUAAUCAACCAUCAAAACUUAUGAAACCAUAUCAAUCUUUGAUGAAUAAGCUACCUGAUAAUAUAUAUAAGUCAAAGAACUCAAACUAUGAUUAUGUAGUCAGCUAAAAUCAAAGUGCUUCAUUUGGACUUCCAUUCUAUGGAUAUGAAGACCAACCAACAUUCAAGGUCUUGAUCAAGUAAAAGUUUAAGCAAGUCAUUGAGACAAUGCUAGACCCAAAAGAUUUUAGAAAUCUAAGAAUUUAUUUAGUUGAUAAGAAUGAGCCUGAUGGAUACAGAUGGCUGGAAUACCAGUUUGAAAAUGGUCAAAUUGCCUAGCUGAUUAAGGAUCAAUUCAUAGAUGAAAAAAAGAGGAACCAAAUGAUUAAUGAAAAGCAUGUACUCGAAAACUUUUUGAUUGAGGAGUGCGAAAAAGAGCUUUUUUAACUAUUGGUAGCAGCUGAUGACUAAAAUUAAUAAUGA
This is a messenger RNA of Stylonychia lemnae, 2160 nucleotides long. NCBI's taxonomy places the organism in Eukaryota, Ciliophora, Spirotrichea, Sporadotrichida, Oxytrichidae. The record is from the annotation of a GenBank genome assembly.